AUGGCACCCAUUAACCGGUGGUUCAAGUGGCCCCCAGUGGCGAGGAACGAAGACCUAAACCGUGCAUACGACGCCUUCUCAUUUGCCACGACAAUAUUGAGGGCUACCCGACGCGAUCAGCCUUCCGUCGUCGCGGACAUACGGGUUUACAUCCAGGUUCCAUACGAGGGCACAGAACAUGACAGUCCUCAAAGCCGUGCCCAGCAAGCAGAGACCUUCAGUCCCAAUGAGCUCAAGGCCUACACAAUAAUGUCAGGUGACCAUGAGACCUGCCAUUUCACCCCAAAAUUAAUCGGGUAUGCAGAAGAGAGCCAAGGCCCCAACGGCUUAGUCCCAGGUGGCUUCCUCAUCACGAUCGCUUGGCAGCGUGUGUCCGGUAUCCGUCUUGGGUCAGGAAUUAUAGGCCCGUAUUCAACUUCAACGUUGGGAGCUCAGUCCAGCACAACGAGAGGCAGUCCGGGACCGUUCUGGUACCAGCUCAGAAAAUUGGUCGAGCUUGGUGUCAUACCGUUGCAAAAAGGCACCCGUCACCUUGUCUUCAACAAGACCACCGAGGAACUGUACUGGGUGGGAUGGUACAAUGCAAGCCUCAAACGGGGAGUGAAGGUUAAUAACGCGUGGCUUGCUAUCUACAAACUUGCAAAGCCCUCAAAAGGCGACUCCAGCUGGAUGACAGAUAACUGGCCCAGAGAUAUCUCCAAGUGGACCUUUUAA
Messenger RNA from Penicillium angulare, 714 nucleotides. RefSeq lists its product as uncharacterized. The transcript has 4 exons. The coding region runs from base 1 to 714 and encodes 237 amino acids. NCBI's taxonomy places the organism in Eukaryota, Fungi, Ascomycota, Eurotiomycetes, Eurotiales, Aspergillaceae. The record is from RefSeq and is a predicted model, not a curated record.